CCAAGGAGCUUCCCCAGCAAGCAGCUCACCGUCUGCCUGGCCCUGGGCACCUGUGUCACCAUGCGGUUCCUGGUUCUAUGCCUCGCCCUGGUCCUGGGGGAGACUGGUGCGGCACCGCCCAUCCAGUCCCGGGUGAUAGGAGGCGAGGAAUGUUUGAAGGACUCCCAGCCCUGGCAGGUGGCUUUGUACCAUUUCAGCAACGUCAAGUGCGGGGGCGUCCUGGUGGACCCUCAGUGGGUGCUCACCGCCGCCCACUGCAUCAGCGACGAGUACCAGGUCUGGCUGGGUCGCCACAGCCUCUUUGACGAUGAAGACACAGUUCAGCACGUCCACAUCAGCAAGAGCUUCCCUCACCCAGGCUUCAACAUGAGCCUCCUGGAGCCGCACCCUGAAAACCCAGACGACGACUACAGCCACGACCUGAUGCUGCUCCGCCUGGAGGAGCCGGCCGAGAUCACAGACUCCGUGCAGGUCGUGAAGCUGCCCACGAAAGACGCAACGCCAGGGACCUCGUGCGUGGCCUCGGGCUGGGGCAGCAUAGAGCCAGAUGCCAGCCUUCCUGUGUACCCAGAUGAGCUGCAGUGUGUGGACCUCAAAAUCUUGCCUAAAAAGAAGUGUGAAGACGCCCACGUCUCCAAGGUGACAGACAGCAUGCUGUGUGCCGGGCACCUGGAAGGCGGCAAAGACACCUGUGUGGGUGACUCGGGGGGCCCAUUGGUCUGUGAUGGCAUGCUGCAAGGUAUCACAUCAUGGGGCCACAGCCCGUGUGGCCUCCCCAAGACACCCGGCAUCUACACCAAUGUGAAACAGUACCUGGAGUGGAUAGAGAAAACCAAAGCAGACAACCCCUGAAUGCCCCAUGCUGUCCCUGCUCCCAAUGAAACAAAAAUGCUUCAAAUGAG
This is a messenger RNA of Chinchilla lanigera (long-tailed chinchilla), 902 nucleotides long. RefSeq names its product kallikrein 1 (gene Klk1). The record is from RefSeq and is a predicted model, not a curated record. NCBI's taxonomy places the organism in Eukaryota, Metazoa, Chordata, Mammalia, Rodentia, Chinchillidae. Gene Ontology annotation, molecular function: serine-type endopeptidase activity. Gene Ontology annotation, biological process: proteolysis. Bases 61 to 852 code for a protein of 263 amino acids. The transcript has 5 exons.